GCUGAGUUCAGGUUGUGAAGAGUACAAGAUUAAUGUGUCGUUUCUAGAAAAUAUCAUCUUUGACUUGCACAUACCUACGCCCGGAGCAAAGUAUCGGAAAAUAAGCUAUAUAUUGACACGUUGAACGAAGUUGUAAAAUCCGUUAAAGUUGCAUUUUGGAGCUCGCAAAGGACACAAAGCUGUAAUUCAAGAGGCCGGGGUCACAUGGUCAUCUGAAACCAGCACCAAAAGCAGUAACAUCUUGAAAAUGGACAGUGAUGAUGGUCUGGAUGGUCUGGACCUUUUGACGGAGCUGCUGGCUGAGAGCGAGGCAGUCGGAGAAGAACAGGGCAGUCAGCAGCAGGCAGAUGACUUGGACGACCUGUUUGACGGAGACGAUGAUGAAGAGGAAGAGUACAAAGAGGGCGCUGAGGAGGAAGGGCGAGGUGUGGAGACAGAGGAUGCAGUGUCAGAUCUCUUUGGCGAUGUGGAUGACAUUGAAAAUGAAGAGAAAGAUACUAAGAGAAAAGAAAGCGGUGGCGAAGCCUGUGAGAGCAUGGACACAUCUAAGGAGGAUUUACAAGACCAGCUGAGGCGCAUGCAGGAGCAGAUGCAGCGGUUGCAGCAGCAGCUGGAAGCAAGUCAGAAGUCUUCCACGACAUCUUCAACUCCAGUCAACACGGCAGGGAGCUCAGCUGGUGCCAAACCAGUGACCCCCAGACCAACACCCCCUCGACAGCCGACUCAGACCAAACCAGCCUCUACUACACAGAAGACCAAGACACAAGCAGCAGCAGCAUCUUCAUCCACUCCAGUCAGAGCAGGAGGUCUUAAGCUCCAGGAGUCCUCUGACUUUUUUGAUCAGCUGAACAAUGCUGACUCCUUCAAACGCAAACCCAGGGUAGCUCAUCAACCCAAAGCCAGCACAUCGCCAGAAGGAAGAGGGCCACUGGUGGAGAUAAAGAUUGGCAGCUCCUUCCAGCCAGUAGAGAGCACCAGCAAGGUUUACAAACCUCUGCGCUCACCUCCAGCCUCUCAGAGCAGACCUGCGCCAGCUGCACCUGCUGCACAGCCUAAACCCUCCUCUCUUCCUCCCCUUCCUAAAGAUGUAGGUGUUGAGAAAUACUCUGGACUGCGGCUCAGAAAACCACGCGUUUCCUCCAGCGAGAUGGACCGCAAGAUGGCCGACCGCCGCCUGAUCCGUCUGUCGCAGGUGCCGGAGCGCUUGGCUCGAGAGAAGCUGGAGGACAGCGACUGGGUGACCUUCGCUGUGCUGGUCAACAAGGCCACACCACAGAGCAGCAGCAGUGGCAAAACCUUCAGCAUCUGGAAACUGAAUGACCUCCAUAACCUGGAGGUGUUUGUGUCCCUGCUGCUGUUCGGUGAAGUCCACAAAGAGCACUGGAAGACGGAGCCGGGCACCGUCAUCGGACUCCUCAACCCAAAUCCCAUGAAGCAGAAAGACGGAUAUGACGGGGUGAGCCUGACGGUGGAUCACCCUCAGAAGGUGUUGCUGAUGGGUGAGGCUCAGGACUACGGCACCUGCAAGGCCAUGAAGAAGAACGGAGACCCCUGCUCUCAGAUCGUCAACAUGUAUGAGUGCCAAUACUGCCAGUAUCAUGUCAAAGCCCAGUAUAAGCAGAUGAGCUCGAAGAGGGCGGAGCUGCAGUCAGCGUUUUCUGGAAAAGCUCCUAACAAGGUGAAGGGAAAGGGAGGCAACCUCAGAGAGCGGCUGUGUCAGGACGGCUUCUACUACGGCGGCGUGUCUUCGUCUGCCUGCGCUGCGUCACUAACGGCGUCCAAACCGAACAAACCCGUCCAAAAGACUCUGGACAAGCUGUUUGUGAAAGGCUCGGCUCAACACAUCAAUCAGGCCAAGAGGCUGGCCAUGCAGUCCGGUGAAGUUUCAGGUUGUUCAAAUGACUUCAAGAACCUUCUGUCAGCACCAACACCCGGAGCUCUGCAGCUGAAGAAGCACUUGACGCAGGGCAGCCAAUCAGUCUCCAAAGGUGCAGCUCCAGUUCAGUCUAUCUCAGCCUCAGACCUGCUGAAGCAGCAGAAACAGAUCCAGCAGGAGUUUAUGCAGAACCGUCGGCGGAGGGCAGACGAGACCCAGAAGAGGGUGCUGCAGAGCUCAGCUGAACCCAGACCCGGGACUUCAUCCUCCACACUGAGCCGGAAUGGUCUUAUGUCACCGAAAGCUGCUUCCGAGGUCCCCAAGGCCACCCAGAGCCCAGCGGCUCCCCACACCCCCACCCUGGGCCGAGGCUUCUCUGAGGGGGAAGACAUCCUGUUCUUUGAGAACAGCCCUCCACCCGCGCCUGCCCCGAGCGCUCUCAGCCUAUCAGCCGCCAAGGUGGCUGCUCUGAAGAAGCUGAGAGCCAAAGGGGCGGGGCUUGAAAAGGAAGACCCCAAUGCUGUGAAGAGGAAGAGGAGUAACGACAGUGAGAUCAACGCACGAGUGGAGAAGAAUCUGACCUCACCAAAUGGUGAAUCAUCCAGUAACGACGAUGAGGAACCGGCCCAAAAGAAGAAGCGAGAGCAGCUCCUCUACAUCCAGUCAGAGGAGUUUCAAAAGAUCCUUAACGCCAAAUCUCGCCAUGGGGCUGCACUACAGGCGGCGGAGUACCAGCUGCAGGAGAAAUACUUUGACCCUCUGGUGAAGAAGGAGCAGAUGGAGGAGAAGAUGAGGGGCAUCAGAGAGAUGAAGUGUCGAGCUGUUACCUGUAAAAAGUGUAAUUACACCUACUUCAAGCCAGCGGAUCGCUGUGUGGAGGAGAAACACGAUCUGCGAUGGCACGAUGCCAUGAAACGAUUCUUCAAAUGUCCCUGUGGACAGAGAGCCAUCGCCCUAGACAGACUGCCGAACAAACACUGCACUAACUGUGGUCUGUUUAAAUGGGAGCGUGAUGGGAUGCUGAAGGAGAAAAAGGGACCAAAGAUCGCUGGAGAGCUUCUCCUCCCUCGAGGAGAGGAGCACGGCAAGUUCCUCAACAGCUUGAAGUGACGGCACUAGGAUUUGUGUUUGUAAUUUAAGUAUCUUAGAAUUUUUUACAUUUGUAUGAAUUAUGUUUUUAAAGUUUGAUGAUGUUGUCUGGAUAUAUUGCUAAUACGCAAAAUAUCCAGAAAUAAGAUGAUUAAAGCAAUAAUUUGCAACAUUUCAUGUUAAAUGUCUGUUUCUGAAAAGCCAAGCACAGAUUCUGUUGCAGAUCUGGAAAGUAUGAAAUGUGAUAUUUAACUUAUUCCAGCAACAUUUCUGCGUUUUGUAACUGGAUAGCACCAUUUGCUUUCCCGACAGUUGGCCCAAUAUUCCGCUUUCACAAGACACGUUGAGAUGGCACAGCAGGAAAAGUACAGGUGUAAAUGAUAAAAUCGGUGAUGGCUGAAUUACAUUUAGCUGCUACGGUUUUCAGGAUCCUUGUGUUGUGCAUGCUGGCUCACUGUCACAGCUAACUGGGACUCACAGAGCCAUCGUUAAUGUUAUUAGCGACAGCUGUGCUUUUCCUACUGCAGUGAGCCAAAAUGUCUGCAAAGGAGGCCUGUUCUUGAUACAAGCUUAAAUAUCAACCUAACUUCAUAUUUUUUUUCUUUUCAAACACUCAUGCCCUAAAUUCUAUGUGAAAUAAAUAAUGACUGGCAAUUCCUUAAAGGUAGGUAACUCUAUAUUUUAAAGAUACGUUGUUUGUCUUUGUUAUAUUAACCAAUCAAACUGCUGCAAAAUGUCAAAAGUAAACCUUACAGGAAAAAAAA
Plectropomus leopardus (leopard coralgrouper) is the source of this 3729-nucleotide messenger RNA. It is a transcript of the gene mcm10, whose product is annotated as minichromosome maintenance 10 replication initiation factor. Lineage: Eukaryota; Metazoa; Chordata; Actinopteri; Perciformes; Serranidae. Gene Ontology annotation, molecular function: DNA replication origin binding; single-stranded DNA binding. The record is from RefSeq and is a predicted model, not a curated record. Gene Ontology annotation, cellular component: nucleus; nuclear replication fork. Gene Ontology annotation, biological process: DNA replication; DNA replication initiation.